GCGGCCGCCUCCCGCCAGCUCGCUCCGGGGAAAGAGAACGCGCGCGAGCUCGGGCGUCCCCGCCCCAGCCCUUCCCGGAGCCAUGAAUCCCAACUGCGCCCGGUGCGGCAAGAUCGUGUACCCCACGGAGAAGGUGAACUGUCUGGAUAAGUUCUGGCACAAAGCAUGCUUCCACUGCGAGACCUGCAAGAUGACACUCAACAUGAAGAACUACAAGGGCUACGAGAAGACCCCCUAUUGCAACGCACACUACCCCAAGCAGUCCUUCACCAUGGUGGCUGACACCCCGGAAAACCUCCGCCUCAAGCAACAGAGCGAGCUCCAGAGUCAGGUGCGCUACAAGGAGGAGUUUGAGAAGAACAAGGGCAAGGGCUUCAGCGUGGUGGCAGACACACCCGAACUCCAGAGAAUCAAGAAGACCCAGGACCAGAUCAGUAACAUAAAAUACCACGAGGAGUUUGAGAAGAGCCGCAUGGGCCCCAGCGGGGGCGAGGGCCUGGAGCCUGAGCGCCGAGAUGCCCAGGAACGGCAGCAGCUGCCCCACCACAUCCCAGCCAGCGCCCCGGUUUACCAGCAGCCCCAGCCACAGCAGGUGGCUCAGUCCUAUGGUGGUUACAAGGAGCCUGCGGCCCCGGUCUCCAUACCACGCAGUGCCCCAGGCGGGGGCGGGAAGCGGUACCGCGCUGUAUAUGACUACAGCGCUGCCGAUGAGGACGAAGUCUCCUUCCAGGACGGGGACACCAUCGUCAACGUGCAGCAGAUCGACGACGGCUGGAUGUAUGGGACCGUGGAGCGCACCGGCGACACGGGGAUGCUGCCGGCCAACUACGUGGAGGCCAUCUGAGCCCCCGGCCCCGCCCCGCCCCCGGCCGUCUUCAGUGCAUUCCACGCCAUUGCAUCUGUCCUCGGCGGACCUGUCCACCCUUCAGUGUCUCUGUUUUUUUAAAUCUGCGACAGCUUGUUUAUUCCCACCCUCCUCCAGCUUCUCUUGCCAACUGAAGCCUUGUUCUGCCACUUUUGCGGGCUCUUCCUCUGGCACGUUUUCCCCUUGACCAACUUCUCGGUUUUCUCUCUGGACGGAACAGGUGUGGAGCUCUGGGGGGGAAGUGGGGGCUGAGGCCCGGGGAGCUGGUCCAGGAUUGGAGACCCGUUGGCUCCCAGGCCUCUGCCUUCUCUCUUUCCUGCCCCCUCAGACCUUCCUGCCCCUCCUCACACACCCCAACUUUCCAGGACUCCCAGGGGAGGGGCUCUGUGCAUUCCCAGAUGGGACCCUACCACCCUCGCCCCUGGGAGGGGCUUUGCCUCUGCUUCUCAAAGACAGGGCUGCCGGCCCUCCGAGGGGGCCCCUCACCACCCUCUCCCACUCUCAAGGACCACAGAGGAGGGUAGAGUUCCCGCGUUGGGAUUCAUUUGUCCCUCCCCACAUGUGUUCCUUCUCACACUGUGAUUUCGCUCUCCUGCCCACACAGAGCGGUGUGGGCGAGGAGCUCCCCAGGAAGCACGGCUUGAGUCAAGUGCUCUCGCCUUUCUUACUUUUAGGGACGGCUGCAGGAAGGAGGGGAACGGGGUGUUAUCUCCCACAGCCCCUUUCCUUCCUCCUCUCCCCAGUCCCCAGGCGCCCCGGCUGUCUCCUGAACCACGAGCCAGCCCCCCUGAGCUCUGGGUUAGGUGGGCCACACCCCCCUCCUCCCCAUGGGAAGAUGUCUCAGGCCUCCCACAGCCGCCCCUCCUCGGCCCACAGCCAAGUGGACUGGAACUGUGCAAAGCCACAGGACCUCUCUGUCUCCAGGACUCCGCAUGUGGGGAAGGAGCUUGUCUGUAUCUGUGACAGGCUAGUGGCAAUGAAGCAGUCAGGGUCCAGGCCUGUGGGAGUCUCUGGGAGGGCCCCAGGGGAGAGACGUCCCUUGUGGUUUCUUUGGUGUGAAAAUUCCUCCUUUCCUUCGAUUGCCAAACGGCGGAAGCCCACCCACCCCCCUUCCAGUGUGCCGGGCAGAGGUAAAGGGGGGUGGUUGUAGAGUGGGUGGGGCUGAUGUUGGGGCCCACAGCUUGCUGGGGUGAGGGUGGGGGCAGGCUUCGUGGCUCUAGGCCUAUUCUUUCCCUCCCAAAUCAGUGCCCCGGGCUUCAGAGGAGGGCAUCAGACCACCCUGUGUCACCCACACUGGGGGUGCCUCACUGCUCCCCGGCCUCCCCCUCGCUAACCUCAGUCCCCUUGAAGCAGAAGGAGAAGGUCCCAGGGCUUCAAAACUGGAAGCACAGACCCCGGGAUGAGGAAGGGAAAGAUGGUGCUAUCUCCAAGUCCCUUCUCGCUCGUUGGCAGCUGUGACGACCCUUGCUUGGCUUUAUUCAUCUCUGGGCUCUCUCAACACCCCUCUGGGCCUCCCCCUCCUGUCUUCACCUCAGGCUCCCCAGUUGCCGUGUUUGCCUCCUUGUCCCUUCAGGGGAGGGGGGGCACCCUGCAGGCAAAUCUCAGCAGUCAGGUCCUCACUGCUUGGGGGUUGAUGGAAUAUUUUCCCCAAAUCAGAAGGAUGGAGAAAGGACUGUUGGCGGGGGCGGGGGAGCCCCCUGCCCGACCCAUCUCCCUCCUCUGGCCCCGGCCGAGGUGAAGGCAGGUGGAGGGUCUUUAUUGUUGGACGGUUUGGGGGAUGAGGGAGGCAGAAAGGAAACAGUUUGGGGAGCUUUGGGGAGGCAGCAGUCCACUACCUUUCCUCUUGAUCUCAAAGCACAGCUUGGAUUUGGGGACCAAAGGUCAGAGACGGCUCUUGUGGGAGGAUCUGCUGGGAGUGCGGAGAGUGAUGGGAGGAAAGCCUAGAGGAGCAGGAAGCGGCCUGUUUUCCCUUCGCUUUGUUCUCUUCGAGAACAAGGCAGGCCAGCCACUGGGACCUUGCUGCCGGCCCCUCUGCUGCUCCCAUCCUAAAAACGGGGCUUUUUCUUAUACACCCCCAGAGAGAAGGACUGUCACACUGGUGCUGAGGGACCCAGGGGCUGCUAGGCAUCCUUGCUUCUUUCCAGAACCAUCCAACCCUACAAGAGCACAGAACCAAGGGUUGGGCCGAGUCCCUGGCCUUUUCAUACAGUUCGCAAAGGUCUUUGGCCAGUCUAAUCCCAGGAAAGAUGAUGCAUCAAAGCUAGAAUGUGAAUAUAACUUCAGUGGACCAAUAAGAAAAUACAAGAAGCCCAGUGGUGAGAAAAGUGAAUUCUGUCACACUGCUUCCUAUUUUCUUCCUCAUGUCCCUCCAGGGAAAAUGACCUUACUGCUUCAUUUCUGCCUUUUUCCUCUCACAUACGCACUUUUGGGCCUUUUUUUUUUUUUUUUAAUAGCUGGAAAAAAAAACCACCACCCCACAAACCUGUAUUUAAAAAGAAACAAAUUACCAUGUGAAAUUUGCCUCUGUCCAAACAUUUCAUCCGUGUGUGUGUGUGUGUGUGUGUGUGUGUGUGUGUGUGUGUGAAGCCGUCCGUUCUUUUUAUAUGGGGUGGUUGUCUUUUCUUGGUCUGUUCUGGUCCCCUCCCUCGUGGGCUUGUGCUUGGGAUCAACUCUUUCUGGCCUGUUAAUGAUUCUCAACGUUUGACUUGGACCACAAGUGAAUCUUUCUCCUGGUGACUCAAUAAAAGUAUAAUUUUUACCUGUGGA
This is a messenger RNA of Zalophus californianus (California sea lion), 3631 nucleotides long. RefSeq names its product LIM and SH3 protein 1 (gene LASP1). NCBI's taxonomy places the organism in Eukaryota, Metazoa, Chordata, Mammalia, Carnivora, Otariidae. Gene Ontology annotation, molecular function: actin filament binding. The record is from RefSeq and is a predicted model, not a curated record. Gene Ontology annotation, cellular component: focal adhesion. Bases 83 to 844 code for a protein of 253 amino acids. The transcript has 7 exons.